This is a messenger RNA of Juglans regia (Persian walnut), 629 nucleotides long. RefSeq names its product auxin-responsive protein SAUR71-like. Bases 69 to 485 code for a protein of 138 amino acids. NCBI's taxonomy places the organism in Eukaryota, Viridiplantae, Streptophyta, Magnoliopsida, Fagales, Juglandaceae. The record is from RefSeq and is a predicted model, not a curated record. Gene Ontology annotation, biological process: response to auxin. The transcript has a single exon.
UCUUCGCCAUCCUCAAGACUUGGUUGGUUGGAUUCCUGUGGUGCUAAUUCUUCUUAUUCUGCAGAAACAUGAAACAGCUGAUCGGCCGGCUAUCCCGAGUCUCCGACUCUCCCCAGUACAGCCUGCUCCGGUGCGAUUCGCAUCAUGCCCACAAAGGGGCCAGACAGCCGCGCCGGGGGGAGACUUUCCGAGCAAAGCUGUGCCAGUCCUCUUCAAAAUCCCAGAUGGUCCCCCAGGGGCAUGUGCCGGUCUACGUGGGCGAUGAGCUAGAACGGUUCGUGGUGUCUGCGCAGCUGCUCAACCACCCGAUCUUCGUCAAGCUGCUUAACAAGUCGGCUCAGGAGUACGGCUACGAGCAGAAGGGCGUCCUCCGCAUCCCCUGUUAUGUCGAUGUCUUUGAACGCGUCCUCGAGGCCCUCCGCCUCGCCCAAGACAGCUCAUGUGACCUCCUCAAUUCCAUCAUGUCCUCCGACGACUUCUUCUAAAUAUUUCGUGUUAUUCUUUCUGGUCAUUUUUAACAUUUCAUUGACUCUCAGUGAGCUUAGGAGCUAGAGAAAAGAGUCUCUUUAAGAAACAGACCUAAUAUGUCGAUUAAGGGAGAUAGAUCGUUUCUUUUGUUCAUUGUUUUU